Molecule: messenger RNA, 5657 nt
Organism: Pelagomonas calceolata
Lineage: Eukaryota; Pelagophyceae; Pelagomonadales; Pelagomonadaceae
Source: the annotation of a GenBank genome assembly
CCCAGCGGCAUUCAUGGGCGCUGGAUGCUGGAGAGGCAGCCUUGAGCCCCGAGCGGACCGGAGGGAAACGCAGGAGAAAGCUAUGCAACCGGUCUGACGAAAGCUAGACCGAAAGGCAGCCGUAAGACGACAGAGAGAUGAUGCCGAGGGGCAGCAUAAUAGUCCUGCUGCUGCCCGCCCUCGCGGAGGAGAGCUGGCGCGAGGACCUAGGCCUCCACAAGACCGGUCAGGAGCAGCGCCGAGCGGCUCACUGGCUCGCGGACCUCGAUCAAGCGAUUAAUUUCGACCUGGACACGCUCCCGACGGACCACGCGCUCCGGCGGUCCCAGAUUUCGGAAGAAGGCUGGGUCGCGACGCACGCCAAGUGGCUCACGCGCUCUCAAUGCGCGUACCAGCGCGAAGGUUCUACACAAUCCGGCGCCCAUGUCGAAACGACGAUGCGCGACGGGGCGAACCCCAUGGCCGCGGUGCACACGACGGACGAGCUCAAGCUCACAAGGCACCGGGAUGGCGGUGAUUAUGAUGGAGACGGCGUGGAGGACGCCCUCGACGUCUCGAUCCACCCAGUAUGUAUCGGAGAGGUCGACAUUAGUAGCGGGGGGCCCUGCCCGGACGCGCUCUGUGUCUCAGCGGAUGCGCCGUGGCCGAUUGACGUGCCGAGUCCCUACUACCGGAAAAUGGCAGUGCCGCCCGUGCUCGCGUCUCACGGUAUCGCCUGCAAAGCGACGAACCGACGCCUUACUGAAGAGAACCCCGUCACGGGUUAUGAGUACGACGUCGACGGCACGUUACUGAUCCGCGGAUUAGUAAGGGGUCCCGACGGCACGCCCGCAAAGCAUGCACUAAUAGAACUCUGGCACGCGGACCCGUUCGGACGAGCGCCCUUCGGCGGCCUCACGCCGCUGGCCGAGGCCCAUGAUGAGCGAGGCACGCUGCCGAUGGACCGCUACUCGCUUGGUGGUGGAGGCUGCCACGUCGUCGUAAGAACGAAUGCCGCGGGACGCUUCUCCAUCACUACAACGGCGCCGGGUGCCUACGGCCCGCCGCAGCACUUCGAGAUGUAUAUUUAUGGUGCGGAGGGCUUCGCGCCGCUCUACACCAAGGUCUACCUGGGCGACGACCCCCACCUCAGAACGUUAGGCAAGGACAAUGUCGCGUCCUUGCUGCGGGACCGGCGCGUCGUCACGCCGCAAUUCUCCUUGAAGCCGACGGCGCAGCCAUCGCAGUCGCCGACCCCCGACACGGCGGCGCCGACGGCCGAGUCGAAGGCGCCCACGUCAACGCCCACCAUCGACACGGGCGUCGCCCGCCACGCCUUCGACUCGCAGAACGCUACUCUGGACGUCGACGUCGUCCUCCAGACGGCGCCCGCGUCGAGCAAGGAUUUCGCGGGGACCUGGUCCGACGGUCUCGGAUUGAUUCGCGUCGCGAGCAACGGCGUCCGACUCCUCGCGUCGGAGUACCCGUCUCCUCGUAAAUGGGGCGCGCUCGGGGCGACGCACACGACCGCCUAUGCGUUGGGCGACGCGACGUUCCGCGUGUCGGGAGCGGUCACGGGCGAGCUCUUCAAGGGCGCUACCGAUCUUAUAAGGUGGAGUUCCGGCGACACCUGGCGCCGCUACGACGACGCGAGCGUGAGGCGGUACCGCUACCUCCGGAUCUCGAUCAACGAAACGUUCCGGCAAAGGGCGGGGCGCAUCGUGGAGGUCGAUGACAUCGAGAUUUAUGGCGGCGUCGCCAAUCACGAGGACAAGGUGCCGCCCGUCCCGCUCGAGGGCCGCGAGCUGCCGCGGCCGUUCCGGUGCUGGGCGACGACGAACACCGAGGACUGCUUCAAGGCCUUCGACAAACGGGAGAACGCGCCCUGGCGGUCCGCCGACGUGGGGGGCUGGGCCGGCGCGCUCGCGCAGACCCAGGUGCUCACGCUAGAUGUGGGAGACGGCCACCAGCUCGCGCCGACCAAGCUGCGAGUGAAAUGUGGCGUAAGCGCGCGGCAGGCAUCCAGAAACGUCGGAUCGUUCGACUGCCCGCGCUUCGUAGUCUUGGAGGGCGCGGUCGACGGCGAAGAUCCUCUGACUGGGAGGUAUGAAUUUAUCGUGGCGCACCGCGUCCCGAACGAACCCGGCGCGCCGCCCGCGGCGUAUGGCGGCAGCGGCCUUUUGAUCGACGUGGCCUCGACGGCGUGGCGGGGCCGGCCCGCGGGGGCGAGCUGCGGCUCGUGCGCGUCUCGGAGCGGCUGCGCGCGCAACGGGCCAGACCGGACUUGUGAAAGCGCGUACUGUGGCGCCGACGGGACGUGCGCCGCUUCUAAGCCGACCUGCGGCCUGGGUUCGGAAAUGGUCAGCCGGUCGCCCGACGACUUCGGCUGUCAAUUGUGCCAAGCGGGCCGGUUCUCGGCGACGGUCGACGGUAGCUGCGACGGCACGUGCGAGGCCGGGUUCUACUGCGCGCCCGGCGCGCGGUCGGCGCGGGACGCGCCCUGUCCGCGAAGCGGCGACGUCUUCUGUCCGCCCGGCUCGGAGCGGCCGCGGCCGGUCGCGGCGGGCUUCUACGCUCUCUACGACGGCGCGCUCCCGGUGGGCGAGGCCGCGUGCCCGCGGGGCAGCUACUGCGCGGCCGGGAAGAGGUUGCCUUGUCCGGCGGGGACGUACGGCAACGUGACCGCUCUCUCGACGGCCGGCUGUUCGGCCGCCUGUGGCGGCGCCGGCGAGUACUGUCCCGAGGGGAGUUUGGUGCCCUUGAAGUGUCCGCCGGGCUCGUUCUGCACCGGCGGCGCCGCGCCCGCUAGCCCUUGUCCACCCGGCACCUACCAGUGCAUAAGUCAAAUUGUCGCGGCGCAUCCGCUGACGCACGCGACUCACUGAUUGAUUUGCGCACAGGCACUUACGGUCGGACGCGGGGCCUGGGCGACGCGCGCUGCAGCGGGCCGUGUCCGCCCGGGUCGUAUUGUCCCGCGGGCUCUGUGUUACCGAUGGCUUGUCCUCCGGGAACCUACGGCGCAUCUCAACGCUUAAAAGACGCGGCCUGCACGGCGCCCUGUCCCGAGGGCCGCUAUUGUCCCGCGAACAGCACUUCGCCCGUGCCGUGCGAAGGCAUGAUGGCGGCCUCGGAGGGCUUCGCCCGGAGGCCGUUCUGCCCGGCUGGCGUGGGAGCCCCGCAAGCGACACGAGCAGGCUACUACGCUACUGGCGGCGUGGAAGGCGCGCGGUCGCGGGAGGCGCCGUGCGAGCCGGGCUACCGCUGCCACCUCGGCGUGCGGCAUGCGUGCGCGCCGGGCACCCACGAACCUGCGACGGGCGUGGAGGCGACGCAGGUCGACGCGGCGCAGUGCAGGCCCUGCCCUCCCGGUCACUAUUGUCCGCGGGCGACGGGCGCCGCGCUUCCCUGUCCCGCUGGCACCUAUGGCAACGUCAUUGGCAACGAGACUGGACUCACCGACGCCGCGUGCUCGGGCCCGUGCUUCCGCGGCCACUACUGCCCGGAAGGCUCCGUGCUGCCCACUCCGUGUCCGGCUGGUACCUAUGGCAACCAGACGGGGCUCACGACGGCGGCGUGCUCGGCGGCGUGUUUUCCAGACUCGACGGGGGAAUGUAGCCCUUCUCAGUGCGAGGAGGGGUACUACUGUCCCCCCGGUUCGACGCAUGGGAGAGAGCGUGAAUGUGGCGAGGGCAUGUACUGCCCGCGCGGGUCCGGCGCACCGAUGACGCCCGACGAGGGCAUGGUCGGCGUCGCGGGCGGCGGCGAGACGCGGCGCGCCGGGCAAGCGGACUGCGAGGACUGCUGCCCCGACGGCGUGCCGGCGUGCCCGGCGCCGCGGCGGGAGCUGUAUGCGUCGCACUACGCUUGAGUCUUUGUGUAAAAUGCUAGCGUAAUGAAACACUCUAGCUGCCUCAAAGGCUGGGCCAGGUAUGAUACCGAGGUACGCUUGAGGGCAAAUAGGCCUAAUACCAGAGUUUUGAGUAGUGAAACGACCCAGAUAUCGGCCUUGGUCGGCCUAAAAGCGAACGGCGCGACGGUGGAAAAUGCGACCAAAUCGAUUACUGCUCUUUCUAUGUAUCCGGCUCGCGCCGGCGGCGCCGGCGCGCGCGAGCGGUUUGAGGUCCUCGGAGGCGGCGCGCGCGAGCGCGCGGCCGGCCACAGCGCGCGCGGGCGAGUUCAGGCCCUCAGAGGCGGCGCGCGCGAGCGCGACAGCGCGCGGGAGCGCGCCGAGGCCCUCGCGCGCGCUGGCGGGCCACGACCACGAUCACCCGGUGUGCGACGAAGAAUACCGCAGCACCGUGUGUCCCGUGGCGUGCGACGCCGAUACUCUGAGAGACAAGUGCUGCAUUCAUGAAGGCGAGGUCGCCACAUUGUUAACUGUGGCGAUGGAGGCGCAGAGCCGCGCGAUCACGCCGAGAGUAGAGCGUUUUGAAGAAUGCACGGGCGGCCACGUCGAGCUCGUGCCCUUCGUGGGAGCUUGUACGGGGCUGUCGUGUGGCGGCUUCUCGGACUUGUUCGAGAUCGGCGCCGCGGCGUUGAACGACGCGCGCGGCCCGAACAUUUAUGAUGCGUACAUGACCCAGGCGCCCGACGUGCCGUUGCUGGCGCCCUACGUCGAGGAUUUAUCUUCGUAUAUCCACGACACGCCGCAGAUCGCCUGGACUGAUGUUUUACGAGAUGUCAGACGCACACAUAGUGUGAACGGUUCCCUGAAAGCCCUGCCGUUCGACUUCGAUUUUCUGAACUUGUUGCUGAGGGACGAUCUGGUAGCAAAGUACGAGGAGGAGACCGGUAGGCGCGAGCCUAGGACGUUCGAAGAUCUGGCGGACUUCGCGGAGUUCUGGUAUGGCACGGACAUCAACGCGGACGGCACGCCGGACUUCGGAAUUUGUUCGUUCAACGGCGCGGGGCCCGCGGAGGCCCUCGUCUCGCGCGGGAGCGUCGAGGACUUCUUCCCGCGGUAUUUCGACUACGAGACCCGGAACGGGACGAUACGGAAGCCCCUGUUCGGCGAUUUGCCCCGGGCGAUCAUGGCGCGCAUCGACCGGGACCAGGGCCUGGCGUCGCCGGGCGUCGACCGGUUCUUCCUGCCGGCCGCGGACCCCCUGUCGUCCCAGCCGCACCACAUGCAGCACCAGAGCCACCGGAGCAUGCACCGGCGGCGCCGCCGCCGCGGGUCGCCGCCGACGCCGCUGUCCUCAAUAUUGUCGCGGGGCCUGUCGUUUCGGUCGACGACGCGGUCCUCGUCGGCCCCGGCGUCCUCGACGCGGCGGUCGUCGACGCCGUCGUCCGCGCGGAGCUCGCUGAGCCUGCCCCCGGUGACGACGCAGCGGCCAAGUGAUGGAGACGGCCUGCCCGAGCUCACGUCGCUGCAGCAGGACGUCGCGGGCAAGAAGCUCGUCAUGGACGCGCUCGCGGCGAGCGACGGCACGCACGCCUUGGAUGUGGAGGCGCCUCCCGUGUCUGAGACGGGGGCGCGGCCGCAGAUGAAGCGCCAGGGGUCCGUGAGCGUCGACGCGGCCUACCGCGCGAUGCCCGCGCACCACACGCCCACGGAAUUCGACGCCAAGGGGUCGUCGGGCCAGUCGGCGUGGGCGGGCAUGAUGCCGGACGCCGCCGCGGCGCCGCCCACUCCCCAAAACCGGGCGAGCGGGUGGCCGGGCUGGUCGAAGAAGUGA